Messenger RNA from Uranotaenia lowii, 1390 nucleotides. RefSeq lists its product as uncharacterized. The record is from RefSeq and is a predicted model, not a curated record. The transcript has 3 exons. The coding region runs from base 474 to 1301 and encodes 275 amino acids. NCBI's taxonomy places the organism in Eukaryota, Metazoa, Arthropoda, Insecta, Diptera, Culicidae.
UUUCUCAUUAUUAAAUCGAUAAUAUCAGAGCACAGAGCUGGCUUGGCUAGCUAGCUAUCUCGCCGUCCGGAAGUUCCCCCUUUCGGGGUCGGAUUUGUCGCAUCAACAACACAAUGCCAGAGUGGCGCCCGCGGGUAUCGGAAGGAAAGCUGGAACCUCAUCAGAUGAACUCGGAGUGGUUCAGUGAUAGUACUCUGACCUAGCCAGCACCCCAGAACAACCUGGACGACGACGCGUAAUUGCUAGAUAGAAGUUCUUUUAUGAAUAUUUAAUUUCCUGAAAACGACUACCCAGUGUAGUGCUGUUUGUCGACGGGCGAAUUCCGGAAAGUUCCACCCCCUCACCCAAAGUGGCAGCAGGUGGUAGAGGCAACUGAUUUCCAUUUUCCCACCCUACGCUGUUUAGGAAAGAAAAGAAAUUACACUCGAAGGAAAAGAAGCAGAACAAUCUCUCUGAACUAAAACAGCAGCAAAAUGGACGAUCUCUUUGGCAAAAAGAAGGAGGUCGUUCCCAUUCUGGACCUCUCCCGGGUGACGGCCAUGACCCGGGAGGAGUUUAAGAAAAUGUUCGAAAAAGUGCCGGACUACAAGAUGCGCCCGAUCAAGGUGCGUCCGGAGGAAAUCCGCUUCAAGGAUAAGGAGGUGAAUUUUAAGAUGCCCAAAAAGGAGCUUAAGAUGCUGCUGAAAAAUGGUGGUGAUCGGGACAAGCUGUACACCUACAUGGAUCCGAUUCCGACGGAAAUGCGGAACCUGGUCAUCAUGGAGUUGUGCGCGGUUUCGAUCGAUUGGAAAAUGUUGACGGCCCAGAGGCCGAAAACCAAAGUCGAGGAGGAUUAUUUCAGCAAACUGGUGGAGUUGGGCAAGCUACAAAUCAAAACCGAGCAACGUGAUAAGCGUGAGAACCAGCUGUCCUCGUCGGUGCGUAAGGUGAAAACCAAGGCCGGCAUCAUCGAGUCCCGCGUGGUGACCUGCAACGAGUGCCUGGAGGAGUUUUGCAACGGGAAGGUCUGUUUGGACUUCAACUACGACCUUUAUACCCGGGUCGUUCCGAAGGCUCCGCUGCAGAAGACUAACUCGCAGCAGCAGAUGACCACCUCGAAAUCAUUGGCCGAUCUAAACCAGAAGAGUGUGGACAGUGGUGGUUCGGCAGCGGAAAGUUUGAAGAAAAGGCGCCGCUCGCUUAGGAGGAAAUCGAAGUCGGUGAAGCUGAAAUCUACCGAUGACGACGAUGGGAAUCAAAGUGCGGGCAAUGCUGACGGGAAGAAGAAAACAAGGAAAGCACCCCGGAGCAAGUCCAAGUAGAUUUGUGUUAAUAGUGAAAUUUUUCUCAGAACUAUCGUUUAGUUUGAUUUAAAUAUUAAACGGUUUUACCACUUUGUUGGGUGUUAAUU